ACCUGCUCUUUGCCGUGGUUGUUUGGAUACUUAAGGAUGAAAAGAUCUCUCAGAAGAGAAUGGGCAUCAGAAACCAUUCCGCAGUGACUGAAUUUCUUCUUUCCGGACUAACCGACCAACCUGAGCUUCAGGCGCCUCUUUUCUGCCUCUUCCUAGGGAUUUAUGCAGUCACGGUGGUGGGAAAUCUCGGCAUGAUCUCAAUCAUUGUCUUGAGUUCUCAACUCCACACCCCUAUGUACCAUUUCCUCAGUAGUUUGUCUUUUUUAGAUGUGUGCUAUUCUUCUGUUAUUACCCCCAGAAUGCUGGCAGACUUUUUAGGCAGCGAUAAAGCUAUCUCUUAUUCUGGAUGCAUGACUCAGCUAUUUUUCUUCUGCAUUUUUGUCAUUUCCGAGUGCUACGUGUUGGCUGCCAUGGCCUAUGACCGCUAUGUAGCCAUCUGCAGCCCCCUGCUCUACCAUGUCACCAUGUCCCCUCGGGCCUGUUUUCUGUUGGUGGCUGCUGCCUUCUCGGUAGGACUAACGGACGCCAUGAUUCACGGAGGUUGUAUACUAAGGCUGACUUUCUGUGGCCCAAACGUCAUUAAGCAUUAUUUCUGUGACAUUAUCCCACUUAUUCAACUCUCUUGUUCAAGCACUUAUAUUGACGAGCUUUUGAUCUUUGUCAUUGGCGGGUUUAACAUGGUAGCCACCAGCCUGACAAUCAUCAUUUCUUAUGGCUUCAUCCUCUCCAGAAUCCUCCACAUCCACUCUGCCCAGGGCAGGUCCAAAGCCUUCAGCACCUGCAGCUCCCACUUGACCGCCGUUCUCAUAUUUUAUGGGACUCUCAUGUUCAUGUAUCUCAAACCUGCCUCCAGCAGUUCACUCAUCCAGGAGAAAGUGUCCUCAGUAUUUUACACCACUGUGAUUCCCAUGUUGAAUCCCCUGAUAUACAGUCUGAGGAACAAGGAAGUGAAAAAUGCGCUUGUGAAGCUCCUAAAAAGAAAAAUAUCUUUAUAA
Mustela erminea (ermine) is the source of this 995-nucleotide messenger RNA. Its product is annotated as olfactory receptor 8D4. Bases 60 to 995 code for a protein of 311 amino acids. NCBI's taxonomy places the organism in Eukaryota, Metazoa, Chordata, Mammalia, Carnivora, Mustelidae. Gene Ontology annotation, cellular component: membrane. The record is from RefSeq and is a predicted model, not a curated record. The transcript has 2 exons. Gene Ontology annotation, molecular function: G protein-coupled receptor activity; odorant binding; olfactory receptor activity. Gene Ontology annotation, biological process: sensory perception of smell; G protein-coupled receptor signaling pathway.